AUGCUUGCCUCCUUCUCGAAUAGCCCUCAGACUGGUUUAACCUACGAUGACGUCCCGAAGGGCGUAACGGUCAGAUUCAGUAGUGCGUAUAUCGAGUUAGCAUUCUGGCAAUCUCCUAACGGCGUACGGGGCGACGUGCAGUGGAAGUCUGUGAAGUGUACUCAAUGGAACCGCGAGGAUGGCUUGGCUCAGGCUGCUUCCUACAGCCACCGACCCAAUCCAACGUACGGGAACUUCCUGAAGGAACACACUCCAAUCUUGGCGGAUGAUUCCUGGAAUGUCAUUGCCUUGUGGACUGCCCAUUCACCUUACUCCCUUCCAUCGAGUGUCUGUGAACUCGUUGACAAUCUCGACGAGAAGGCAUUGGCGAUUGCCGAGAGAAGACUCGUCGCGUUAGAGACAGGCGAAAUCCGAGAAGCUGUAGCUGCGAACCCAGACUCGAGGCAGAGGGGAGGUCCCUGUAUGGAAGUUGGAGGCUUCUCCCGCCUAAUGAAGUUCGGUAACAGUGCUUUCCCGCCGGACGUUGAGACCCCCGGCGAGUCGUUCGUGUGCAAGAAAUAUGCAGGGAUAGAGCGUCAGCUGCAGCAUACUUCUGAACCGAAGAAAGUCGUAUCCUUCUGCUUGAACUUGAAGACGACGCUAAGCCCGAACUUCAACCUGUCACAUGUGACCAUUGUACUUUCGGAAAUCCACACGCUGCGGUUCGUACCUCUUCAACUCGAACCAGGUCCUGACACCUUGUUCCCCACAAAGCUCGAGCGCUCCCGUGAGAACUGGCGAUCGAUGGACCAUCAUGGGGCCGAAUUGGGUGUCGAUAGCGUCCGGCUGAGUGCAGGACGCCGCCUUCAUAUCAACUUCUUGCAAGAAGAAGGGCUCUUCCGUGGGAUACAAGCUGCGCUCGUUCCUACCGCCGAUACCGCCUUGGCCUCGAGGGCGACGAAGCCCAUGAGCGUGAUGGAUUCCCUCGACGACGCAAUUGCGACAGAUGGGCAGAACACGCCCACCAUUACUGUUCCUAAUGAACCCGAACCCGUUUUGCAAACAAUGGUCAUCGACCCCGAUGAUCCCAUCGGCGGGUUGAUGACCGGAAUCGACGGCCUUACGAAGAUUUUUCAAGAACGCAAUCCAUCGUCCUGGCAGACGGGGUACCCCGUCUUACAGUUCCUCGCGCGAUCGAGAGCGCCUGCCUGCAAGCUUGGGGCGCUCGAGGACUUGCGGGAACCUGUUCAGUCCGUGAUAGCAAUGGGCGCAGCUAUAGACGGUCUCUGGGGGGUGAUGUGGAGGUGCUUGCCGCACUCGUCCCAUGAUCGGGCCCACGCAGCUUCGUUGCAGCCAGUGCGAAGGACCACGAUUCAUCUCGGGGAAAUAAUCGCCGACACGCCAACUAUCCCAGGCCGCGACAUCGUCCUCAGCAGACUUUCUCUUCGAUCUUUUCAUCGAGGUCCGAGCUUUACCCAGACCGCCGUGCCGGAUACACGGACGUUGUUUCUGAUGGCCGCCAUGAACGCCCAUCUCCUGCACGUCAUGCCAAUCAUCGAUCCGGGCUGUUUACAGCGCAUCAAACCCACGAGCGAGCUUCGUAGUUGCGGAGACUCCCUUCACAACAGUGACCUAAUGGGCAGAGUUAACGAUUUACGCUGGACCAUACUUAAGGCACAAGCGUGCUGGCGUGGAUACGCGAAGAAGAUAAUUCUGCCCCCCACCCGACUUGACACAGGGUUCAGGUUCCUGUGCUCGCAAUAUCGCGUGCUCUGCGUGAUGAUCGUCCUCCUCCACAUACUCCUAACACUGUUAUUUAAUUCAUGGGUACCGGUCUUUGUCCUCGUUUUUUUAACCAUGUAUAUGGACGGGAUCAAGGCGACGAUGAAGGCCGUCUUCGUCGCAUGCUUAGAUCCUGUCUGUCCAUACAUCAUGCAGUACGACGUCGCAAAGGCCAUUCUCACUAUCCGCGAACAAUUGGACGGGGUCGCGGACGCUUUUGAAGAGCCUCUGCGUGUUCUGACCGAUAUCGUGGACGCCGAACAUCACUCGGAAACGGAUCCUUCCAUCGAGGACAUGGCGCAAAAGGAUCGAGUAUUAUUGGAUUUUAUGUUAAAUUUCGAUCUCAAAACUGGCGGUCGCAUUCAGAGGCACUCUCAAGCAAUUCGAUCAAAGCUUGAAGAUGUAAUUGAAGAGCGUCGAGCCGAAAACAGGCAUCGAUCGCCACUCCGGGCGGUAUAUGAGUACUUCAGGCCGCCGGAGAGGUCUUCGGGUGGACCUGGGCCUGAUGGAAAUGCGCUGCCGAGGGACUUGGUUUGACAUACAUGCGCGCGUCGAGGCAGGCGCUAUAUUGCUCUGAGAGUUAAUUAAUCUGUGCGGCGAAGGACAUACUUAUAUAUACAUGUGAUUACUGCUUCAGCUAGGUAGCGCUUACCUUUUUACACGUCUCCGUGUCUUACACAGUAUGGUAUCUAUACGAAGAAAUAUGUACUUCGUGUUGACUGACA
Schizophyllum commune H4-8 is the source of this 2486-nucleotide messenger RNA. RefSeq lists its product as uncharacterized. Lineage: Eukaryota; Fungi; Basidiomycota; Agaricomycetes; Agaricales; Schizophyllaceae. The coding region runs from base 1 to 2298 and encodes 765 amino acids. The record is from RefSeq and is a predicted model, not a curated record. The transcript has 18 exons.